ACCUCCACCCUCACAGAUGCAGACUGUGUGUGUUUUACAUCAGCCGGGAUCAUUCCAGCUCAACUUCUCUGUCUCAUGCAGGCUUAAAUCAGAACUUCCACCGGACACUCAGAGCUUGGUAUGUACCCUUUUACCCACGUUUGAAGGAAUUUGUCCAACUUGUAUGCUAAACAACUUUUAAGAAGCUUGUUUACUUCUUUUUAAUACUUUGUCUUGCAGUUGUGUUGCCUUCAGUUUCAAUAGAAGGUCAGACACACAACAAGAGUAGUAACUGGUCCCAUGUGACCAAACUUGUGCAACACAGUUAUGAAAUGUGUCUUGAACAGAAUUCAUUGUGUGCCUGAGGUACCACUUAGGUUUUGUGGAUACUGUGUGGAUAUUUAUUGGUUGCCAACAUCCGUGUUGGUCGCACUGGAUGUCAACUCUGCAGCUUCUGUAGCUAGCUGAGUCUUAUCUGCACAGUGUGGAGCCAAGACAAUACAGAGCUGAUAGUGUAGGUCACAGGUUCAUGUGCAGGUAGAAUGAUAAUGCAUGUGUUUGUGAGGGGACUCAAAGAUGUUUUACCUUUAUAUUCCUCAGAUAAGGUGACCUUUAUUCAACCCCAACAGGGAACCUGGUCAAGAUAGCAAAGGACGAAGAAAAAGGACACAUUUCACAGACAAAAAAAAACAAAAACAAAGUAUUGCUGAUGAUUUAUUUCUUAAUAUCACUCAAAGGAGACUGAAAGUAUAAUGACAGGUGUCCAGUUUCAGUUCCUUCUUCCUCAACUUGUAAUUCAGCUGAGUGCUUUUCCACUUCUGACCUUUCCUACUUUGAUUUUCAUUUUCAUUUCACAGAAAGGGUACUGCACUUUAGCAUUUAAUGAUGGCUACUUGUACAAUACUAAAAUGCUAAAUGGAUCCUUGGAUAGGUUUGACCAGUAAGAAUGCAGCUUGUGUUUACAGGGAAGAGGGAGGGAGAGUCUGUUAAAAGCACAACAUGGCACAGAGGUGGUCACGUGACUCCAUCGUUGUUGUUUUUUACACUAUGCAAAUAUGCGAUUUUGUUCCCACAAGAUAAGCAUUAACACCACAAGGUUAUCCUGCCCUGAGCGAGUAGGAACAAAGUAUUCUCAAGGAGGGUUUUUUGGCUCUAAUUUCUAAUUAACUCAGUCUCAAGAAGAAUUUUGGACAUGGGAGGGCUUUUUCUUGACAGAGGGCUGAUUAACUUUGACUUAAUGCAAAUAAACGCUUGUUAACUGCCUGGGUUCAACACACCAGUUCUUUAAACCAACGCUAUCAUAUUUAUGAGUUUUCAAUUUAUUUUAGCUGUGUCUAUCACUUUUUUUCUAACUGGCCCAACUACCAGCAAACAAAUGUCAGUAAUUACAUUUAAUUUAGUCCAAAUUUAGUCAAAAAGGCACAAACCUGCACCUUAGUGAUUAAAAAACUAACACCAUUUAAGUAUGUCUUUUAUGCAAAUAUGCCUUUAUAUUUGCAGUCAAAGCAGAGCUAGGAAGCCUAAAACGUUUGUUAGCUGUUGGACGUUUUUUACUCCAUUGCAUCAGAAGAAAUCUAUCUUAACAGCAAAAGUACAAGUAUCACACAGAAACUAGCUUGUGCAGCUCCUGCUGACUUCUAAUAUUAGCUAAAGCUACACCAGAGUUAUUAUCCUUUUCACCUCUAUUUCAAGUAAAAACAAAGCCUGGUAUGACUCUUUGAAAAUGUGUGAUCAUCUGACCAACUUUGUCUGUAGAUGCCAAAAAAACAAAGGGUGACUUCAGUUCCCCAUGCACAGACUCAAAUCUCCCCUACUGUUUAUUACUAGAGGAAUGACAGCUGCAGGCAAUUAUAAUUUUGGACAAUUUCAUAAUCAGCCUGAAAACUUUCAGCAUUCUUUACCAAACUUCACCGUCAUUACAGCUCUUUGCCUUUAAAAGUUUUCUUUUUUAACUGUUCAUUGUCACGACACCAUCACAAACUGUCUCUGCUGUGUCUGAAACAUGGAAACAUCUGCAUAGAGGACUGCCAGUAUGUUAGGUGAUAUGAGUGUCUAAUAUGUUUAUAUUUGUCUGCAGAGUUUUAUCAGAUUCAGAUGAUCGUUUCCAGAUGUUUUCUACCUGUUUAGGUACUGAGUUCAGAAAACAAGCACCCCCAAGGAUUGUACCUUCUAUGCUGUUUUCUUCCCAUUUCCAGGGGAACACAUUGAACUUGUUAGCAUCAGUGUUUUUCCAUUUUGGAAAUGUUCAUAACCAAGUCUGCAUCAAUACAAAAUGUGACAUUUUUUCAUUUAUUACAGCCUCAUGUGCAAACACUGAGGAGCUAAAAAAGGCUGUAGGGUCAAGAAUAUUGCUUACUAAAAUCCCCACAGUCUUAUUAUUUCAUCCAAGUCUUAGAACUUCUCAGAAUAACUGAAUAGUGUGAAUUGAAAUGACAUCUUACACAGGUUACUAUGAUUGUAGUGGGCUAGGUAUACAGCCUCUGUCAGUUGAGGUUAAUGUGUUUCCACAGAAAGAUGCCUGCCCCAAGAAUGUUGGUUAAAGGGAUUCCUUUUUUCAAGUGAAGUUGUCUGAGGAACUUGUCAAUAUUAAACACACUAGCCUCUGAAAAUCUGAGUCAGCUUGGAGUCUUUGUUGAGAAAGCAGAAAAAGAACUGGAGCAGCUGAGAAGGCAGGACAUCAUCAGUUGUACGCCACUUUUUUACUCCACUAAACGGUAAAACAAUUCUAAGUCAUGACUCGGUCAACACCACAAAACUUAAGAUUUAUAAUGCACUAAAGUAACAGGUGACUUUUAGAUUCAGCCCUCUUUAGGCAUCAGCCAUUCUCACCUGCUUUUAGGCUCAUGCUGGAUGGUUAAAAUAUUGGCAAACAUGAAUAUUAGUUCUUAUCAUUGAGAUAAAAUCUCAUAAAAACACUUUUUGAGGGUGUAACAUAAUGUGAUGAAGAGGCCGGUGGCAACAGUCAAGCUAACAUUGACAUAGCAGCAAUGUUAAUUAAGAUUAACAGUAAUUAAAACUAUAGAUCUAUCAGUAGAGGGCUUUUAAUCAGAGUGCUCCACAUAGAUUCAUAAUGCAAGAAAUGAUAAUACUUUACAACAAUUAGACACUGUACAAAGAUAUUAAAAACAUAACUAGCUAGGGCUGUCACGGUAUACCUAUGCUUUCUUUUUAAUACAGUCAAGUACUGGUGAAAUGUUGAUACUAAAAAUAAGCAUACAGUAAUAUCGUGAGUUCAAAGUUGGGUUCCUUUGCACUGGUUUGUUUGUCUUUUACAGAGAGAAUAGACCAAAAAAAAGAGUGCUAGAAAGCUAGCAGUAGCACUCCUCUGGGAGAGGACUUGGCACUUUGAAAAAGUGACUCAUGCUUUUUUUAUUCUUCUUUAGCUGUUUUCAUUCAGUUCUGUGACCCAUCUGCUAGAAGCAAUAGCAUAUACUUCAAAAUAAAAGCACAGUUUUACAAUGCAGGCAUAAGGCCAUAAGUGGAAAGACAGAAAAAUAUCAAAAUAAAAGCAUGAUAGAGGUCAAGGAGGUUAUGUGUUACUUAAAUAAGUUUCCAACCUCGUCUUGCCUUUCCUCGUGUUGCUCUUCGACUUACUCCUUGUACUGUCUUUUUUAUUUGUUUAUUAGUUUGUAAAGUCAUGUAACGAUGACAAUGUGAAGAAUCACAUAAGAGAUGUUGGACUUCUGAUCAGUAGCAUUUUAAAAGCCUUGAGUUUCCCACCCAGAGUGUGACAUCAGAGGUAAAUAGCAGCUGUUUGAUAAUGCAGUCUUGUCAGAUAAGGUUUGUUCAGUUAUCACAGAGAUGGGUCACUUGUCAUCACUUCAGUGUACUCAUCAGAAACCCAAGUCCAAUAUAAUGAACUUUGACCAACAACACCAAGGACAUCAAAUGCAACAACUUUUAGCUUCAAUAAAUAACAUUAGGUGAGAAUAAAACCUAUUAAAGAUACAAGAGCUUUUAAACAAGUAUCCAGCAGAUCACCUCUGUGCGCUGAUAUAUAUGCUUUUUUUGGUAUGUUUUCAGUAGGGCUAGCAGUGAAACAUUUGAUGAUUCACAUAAAAUCUCACCUAAUGUGUUUUCAUUAAACAACUGUGCUUCAGAGGAAACAUCUGUACAUGCUGUCUAUAGAAAAGGGAAGGAAAGAGAGACACUUUCCUGGCAGGACUUUGCUCUUCAAGUGAAAAAGUGACAGGGUACACUCUGAGUUCGUUAUGUAUCAUGUCUGUCAGUAUCCUAGCAGCUGAUUCCUGUGAAGCUUCUGGAAAAACAGUCUUCUAAGGAUGAAGAAACAGUAUACCAGCCACCUACGCCAGCAGAGUCAUCACACUGAGCAACUUUAGUACAUUAUCAGAGAGAGCAUUUUGGAUGUCAUCAUGAAUCAUCUUUUUUUUUUUUUAGCACCAAUUCACGAUCAAUGUUAACUCCAGACACUUAAGAGGAGGAGCAGGUCUAGACCUUUUUUUUUUUUUUUUCUUUUUUUACAAAGCCUCAUCAUCAAGAAAAGACUGAGUCUAAUCUAAUUAGAUAAGACCCAUUCUUAUCUUAAUCCACCAGGAGCAGAGAACUUUGCAACAGUUACUGAGUCAAAGUGGAGAGGAAAAACUUUCCUCAAACAGGCAGAAACCUUGAGCACAACUAGACUUAUGUUAGAGACAACAACAGCUUAUUCAGAUGUAUGUGUCGCAAAAGUUAACAUAUAAAAUAACCGUGUGUAUUACUAUCAGGAACUGCAAAUGAAUCAGACUAGUCUAGUAGUAGCAUUAGUAAUAAUAGAGUCGGGUUAAGAAUGAUGAUAUCAAUUACUAUCGCAGUUGAAGUCAUGCCAUUUCGAAAAUAACAUUUGCAUUAUAACAGUGAUAAUAAUGGUUAGGCUGGUAUUUAUAGUCAUAACAGCUGGAUUCAGGUCCAUAGCAGAAGACCAUCUGCAGCAAUGAUCCAGAGGAGGAUUUAAAGUUGGUAGCAUGCAGACAGAGUGAGGAGAGAGAGGGGAAGACAGGAGCUCAGUGUGCCGUCCACUUGGCAGUCUAAGCCUGCAGCAGAAAACUAAGAGCUGGUCCAAGCCUGAUCCAGCUCUUACUACUUUUUUCCUGUUUGAAAGAUUAAUUUUCCAUCCAAAGCAUUAAUCCAGCUGUGAACAAUUCAAACCCACGCUGAAACUAAAUAUGUUAGAGUCUGACCGCAUUCAAUAACACUAUGAUGUUUUGUCUCACCCUCAUUAUCUUUAAAUAUGAUCAAUUAGGUGACGUAAAACUUGUUUGUAUUCUCAAACAUGCAGUUUUCUUUUUCCACAUCAUAGAUUUUUUUCUCAUCCUUUUUUCAUUCUUUGGGAAAAAUAAUAGUUAGGGCCUAUGCUCACUGAUAGGUAUUUUUGCUUGCACUGGCGAAGCCCAUUUUCUCUACAAACCAAUCCAGUUCAGUGUUGACAAUGCUAUGUAUCCAAGGUUCAAAAAGCUCCCUCAGCAUAAACUUGGAUUUGUCUGAGUGCUCUUAGUUGACAGUUAGUUGAUCAUUAACCAAUCAAAAUCAAGAAUUCGUGAGACCUUUGGUACUAGCUACACCCACAAAAAUGUUGAGAAGCUUCUGUUGCUAUGACAAUUUCUAUUAAUGAUAAAAAAAAAUCAGCUGAAUCGAAGCCAAAGCAAAGCAUAAGCAAUUCAAAUGGACCCAUCAGUUCCACAAGUUAACUUUUUUAACCUAGAAACAGCAAGUGCUGGUAGGUGGUGCUUGGAGAUUGACGGCAUGGGUGCUGCCAGUGAAAAAACUGUUAGUGGACACAGGCCCUUACAGUAUCACUGUUUAAGGCCCUGCCAGCACAUACAAAAUAGUAAUGCUGAAACUUUAAAACGCUGUCCCUCAUGCCUCUAACAAUAGUUUCACUUAGAGAGUUACAAAGGGAACAAAAAGGAAUGAAACUAAGUUUUGGCUUUAGUCCAUUUGAAAUUAAAAAUACUAGAACAAUACAAAAACUCUAUAAUAAGAAAGCAAUAACGUAACAUAUAAGGAAAAUAUAUUUAGAUUUUUAGUGGUUUGUUAGAUGGAUGCUACAUUUGUUCAUAUAUAUCAUGCCUUUAUACUUAAACUUGACUCUGGUUUGUUAAAUUGAAUGCUGUUAGCUUGUAUAACCAGUAUUAUGCAUACAACGGAAACAUGUCACUCAACCUCUGUCAGCAUAUCUAGACACCGUCUUUCUAAGUGAUGGCAUAUCAUUAUCAUUAUCAUAAUAUUUUCUUUAUUUUCCUAAAAUUGCUUCAUACUGAUGUCCCCUUAUCAAACUUUAAGGGGGAUCUACAGGACUGCCACUUGAAAUCUGAUUGGUCACCCCCGGUGCCAUCCCAGAAUCCCAAACUUACUAUUUGCCAUUUCUCUUGUGAAGAGUAUGACUUAUGUUACAAUAAACCAUAUGGGCUGUGUUAAAAAGAGAUUGCUAGUAAUUUGCUUCCCGUUUCCUUUUGUAUGUGUUCAAAAAGACCUUAAGGUCUUUCAAAGCUUUUAAAUCAAACGAAACACGUUUGAUACUUGAAUUUUAAAAGUUAAAACAGACAAAAGUGGAGUCAUAAAGGGUGUGUAUCUGCAAAAAUACUUAACACCACCCCGUACGUCCCCGUUGGGCCACCCUGGUCAUAAAUUAUACAUUUCUGUUUGUUUCAAAGAUUUGCAUUAAAUAAUUGUUUUUAGAACUUAUCUCAAUCACCCUACACUCCUCUUGUUUGCCUAUUUUGAUUGCAAACUGUGAAUGCAGUGACAUUUAAUGGGUAUAUGAUUUGUAUUCCUGUAUGUGGAAGGCACUUAAAGAGAGGCUGUCAUGUUUUUGCUCCCUCAUUACACAAUGUUAACAAUUGACAACUUCUCUCUGCAACACGUAUCACUGAACUUCUAACAGAGCUCUUUGCAUGUUAGACUUUGCAAAAGAUAUUGCAGUGAGCUCAGCAUCAUGAUCAGGACCUUAUUUAAGGCUCUGGAUUAAAUCAGAGGGCCGUAUUAAAGCCAUUUCUAGAUGCUUGUAAUAUGUUUUGAUUAUGAGAUAGCUUAUGACAGUGGUCGACUGGAAUGCAAGCUCUACGAUUAUCCAGUUGCUGAUAGUUACAAACAUCGAAGAUAAACAUUGUAAGACCACUUAAAACACACAGAGUUUUGUGCCGUAUCACCGAACAGCUGAAGAAAUUAACUGUCUUUUUUGUAUUCCUCUUUAGGUGUUCUGAUAAUGUUUUGUUUGCAAUGUUAAUAUCUCAACCAUUUACUGAGGAGGGUAGAGACCUGCAGUGCUGGACAAACACAGACUAGGACUCCUGAGACUCCCUCUCUGACUGUCUGAAUCAGACAUGGGGAAAGUCUACUACAUCAGUAAAAAUGUGGGCCUGGGGCUGCUUGCUUUGGCAGCCAUCGCUCUGGCUACAAUCAUCGCUCUGUCUAUCGCCUACGAUAAGGAGAGGGCCAAGAAUCGAGGCACGUCUGGGGACGGAGCAGCAGACAGUACCAGCGUACCUUCACCCUCCACUACUCCUUCCACUCCAAAGGAGCCCUGGGACCACUACAGACUCCCCAAAUCCCUCAUCCCCUUUUCCUACAACAUAACCCUGUGGCCCCGGCUGAAGCCCAACGCAAAUGGCUUGUACGUCUUUACUGGACAUUCGUCUGUGCACUUCAGAUGUGAGAAGGAAACAGACCUCAUUAUCAUCCACUGCAACAAGCUGAACCUCACCAGCUUUGAUGGACACUUAGCUAAGCUGACUGCUCUCGCUGGAGCCACCGCGCCUGCUAUCCUCAAGUCCUGGCUUGUUGUGAAGACGGAGUUUCUGGUCCUUCAGCUAAGCAGCAGACUAACUGUUGGAGUAACAUACGCACUCUACACUGAGUUUUUGGGAGAACUGGCAGAUGACCUGGAAGGUUUCUACAGGAGUGAAUACACUGAGGAUGGGGUGAAGAAGUAAGUAUAACAUAAAUAUGCAACAUCAUAUCAAUCUUUACACUGAGGGUUAAUAUCAUUGCUGAUCUUCAUGUUGGUGAGACUUUGGAGUGCCUAUUUUGUGUUAAUGUUUAAUCUAAAAUUUUGCAGAGUUGUUGCAACCUCUCAGAUGCAAGCGACGUAUGCCAGGAAAGCCUUCCCCUGCUUUGACGAGCCAGCCAUGAAGGCCAUCUUUAAUGUCGACAUCAUCCACGACCGAGACACCGUGGCUCUGUCUAACGGCAGGGACAUAGGUUUGUUUCAGAAACAGUAAAUUCUGCCCUUUCAAGCUUUUAUUUUUUAAUUUUCAGUGAAAAUAAAACUGUAGGUAACACUUUAUUUGAUGCCUAUCUCUAUAACACAUUAUAAAUACAUGUAUAAUGCGUUAUAAUCAUGUUAUAGCGCUGUAUAACUAUAGUUAUGGACACUCAUAAAUGAUCAUAAUCCUUUAUAGCAAUAAUCAUAACACAUUAUAAAGCAUUUUACCAGGGCUUACAAGGUCAGGUAUAAUAAUGUGUUUUAACUGUUAACAACUCACUGACAACGCCCACAUAGAUAAUGCAAUGCACUGUUGUUAACAGUUAUAACACAUUGUAAUACCUGACCUUGUAAGUCAUGAUAAAAUGCUUUAUAAUGUCUUAUUGCUAUAAAGGAUUAUGAUCAUUUAUGAGUGUUUAUAACUACAGCUAUACAGUGCUAUGAUGUGAUUAUAAUGAAUUAUACAUAUAUUUGUAAUGCGUUAUAGAGAUAGGCGUCAAAUAAAGUGUUACCAAACUGUGCUAUCUAAAAAGAAUACAAAGGUAGUUUAAAUUAAGCAGUAUUUAUUUGUAAAGGUGGACUUUUUUAGAUGAAAAAGAGUCAUUGUAAGUAGUAAGGAACAUUGACAAAAAGAAAUUCAGCAUUUAGACUCUAUUAAUCCUAACAGAGUCUAACUCUUCCUCUCUCUGACCAGCCUCAGAAGACUCUGUCAUUGAUGGUGUGGCGGUCAGAAAAACAACAUUUGAGCCCACAAAGAGGAUGUCCACGUAUCUGCUGGCGUUUAUCGUCAGUGACUUCAUCAGCAUUCAGUCAACUCAAAGCGAUAACCUGUUGGUAAGAAAUGUUUGUGCCUUUUUUUAAUCCAUGUACAUAGAACCAGGGUUAAUAAUGACCAAAGUCAGAGGUCAUCUCACAUAGAUAUACAUACCCGGUUUAGACUGUUUAAAUCUUUAGAGAUUAUUUCUUUAGGGAAAUAAAAACUGUCCAAUUCUUUGCAGAUCCGAAUCUGGGCCAGAAGAAAAGCCAUAAAUGACAGGCAUGGUGAAUAUGCUCUCAACGUUACAGGGCCCAUCCUUCAGUUUUAUGAGCGGUACUACAACGCAAGAUAUCCGCUCUCAAAGUCAGGUAGGUCAACUUUGUGACAGCAUGUUUGGGCAACCCUUUUUCCUGAGGAUGGAAAUGCUCCCCCCCGUUUCCUGGCUUUCAGACAUUUUGAUCUUUGUUUGCUGCCUUUGCACAUUUGCCAUCAGACAUUUUCUCUUUUAUAUUGAAGGCUUUCUGUGUUGCUUUACUUGAAAGUGGCUUUCAGUAAUAGUGCAUGGCAGUACUUCAAGACACAUAAACCAGGUUUAUAUACAGUAUAUCGUGAAAACCCUCACUGAAGCAAUCUGGUAAAGUGGUGGCCAAGUCCAACAAGCAUCUAAAAUGCCACGACACACUUAAAAAAUAUAUCAUUUUUUAGCAAUCAUGUACCUCAGAGUCAAUGAUUCAGUGUCUUCAGUACUUUGACAUCCUGUUGAUUCAUUCACCAGUUCAUUAAUGAAACCAUGAACCACUAAACUGGAUGGUUUGAGGAAAUUUUCACCCUCCUUUGCUUCGUUUGACAUCAGUUCAUUUGUAAUGUUCAAUUUGUUUUCAUUUUAUCAAGACAGUUUCGAUUUCUUUCGAGUUUGAGAUGUCUUUUCCUUCUCAGAUCAGAUCGCUCUGCCUGACUUCCAUGCUGGGGCGAUGGAGAACUGGGGUCUGGUCACAUACAGUGAGACCUCUCUGCUGUAUGACCCCGUUAUGUCCUCCACUGGAAACAAAGAAAGAAUUAAUUCUGUGAUCGCUCAUGAACUUGCACACAUGGUAGGUCAUUCAGCAAAUGUCAUGAUUGCAUCAUUUGUAGAUUUUGAUAGAGAAAAUAAAAUAAAGUAAGGCAGCCGUCAUAACCUGGCCUUCACACUGAACACCUGGCUUUGUAAAGAAAACCCAUGACACAAUAGGAGGGGUUUGAAUGGGUCUGAAUAGCAGGGAGAAGCACAUUAGGGGCAACCAGAUCACACACAUCAUAUGGAAUUUAUCCCUUGAAAAGAGUCUGGCACACUUACAUAGUUUAUAAUUUCAGCUCACCCUGUGGCAAUGUGCCAAACAUGCUAACAUGAUCAGAGAACAUGCUGGAUAUCUAUUUACAACUUUUAUUCCAAGAAAGUUGUGAUACAGUUAAAGUAAUUAUUAAAAAAAGAGAUAUUGAGAGUUUGCAAAUCACUUAAACCUUUAUUUUAUUGAAAACAGGGAAAGAUGACCAAAUGCUGGAACUCAACACUUUUUGUUUGAUUGGGGAUAAAUGCUUAUUUUCUGUUUGAUACCAGCAAUACAUUCCUGAAAUGUUUCAGAUGUGUAAGCCACCCAUGCAAUGGGGACUUCUGCAUUCUCAUAACAUCACAGAUGAAGGGUGAUCUUUCUGCUCUGGGUAGCAGAGAAACCAGCAUCCAUGACUUCCAAAAAUAAUGUAAAGUUAAUUAUUUGUCAGACCUCAGGGUGUUUUUCUCCUUCUCCACAGUGCAUCUAAAUCAGGCUCAGGCACAAAAAGGUUGUCAGGGUUUCUUGUUUAUGUUUCUGUGUGGUUUCCUCUCUGAAUUGUACAGUUUUAACCUGCUUUUGUGGAUGAGCACUAAACCUCCUUCCACUGCUGAGAAACUUGGCCUCUCUGGUAUACUCCAUCAUAUAGUUGUAUAGUUAAUCUGUUGCAAAUUUAUCUCAUUAGUUGGAUGAUAUUCCUGCAAGAGUUUUUUAAACAUUACGAGAGAUAAAUGUUGCCAACCGCUUGCUUCUCUAGUUAUACCAAUUUUAGUAAUGACCACACGAUAGCAAUACACAGUGGUCCAAGGAGCCACAAGCCCAACCAAAAGGCCACUCUAUAGCCUCAAAUAAUGCUCAGAACAGCACCUAACUUCAUCAACAGUACAUAUAGGGUCCCAGCCAUAGUACUAGCCAUCAAACAUCUUUUUAGCUUUGCCUAACUUCUUUAGCAACGAGACUAAACCCAACUCACCUACUCUCUUCCAGCAGCUGCUUGUUUGUAUGGAGACCUCAGUUGAGUCCAUUACCGCAGCGGGGUGAUGCAGCUCAAGAAGGAACAUUUAUGAUCAUUACUUUAUCAUUUCUUUGAAGUAAUUAUCAUCAUAUUAAUCAUUUUGCACUGCAGACGCGGUAGUUCUUCUGCCUUAGCGUUCUGAUUGCAUUUCCAUGGAGAAAUGAUCAUAAAUGUUCCUUCUUGGGCUGCAUCACCCCGCUGUGGUAAUGGACUCGCCUGAGGUACAAACAAGUGGCUGCUGCAAGAGAGUAGGUGAGUUGUGUUCAGUCUUUUUGCCUAAGAAAUCAGGCAAAGCUAAAAAGAUGUUUGAUGGCUAGUACUAUGGCCCAGGCCCUAUAUGUACUUUUAAUGAAGUUAGGUGCUGUUCUGAGCAUUAUUUGUGACUAUAGAGUGGCUUUUUGGUUGAGCUUGUGGCUCCUUGGACCACUGUGUAUUGCUAUCGUGUGGUCAUUACUAAAAUUGGUAUAACUAGAGAAGCAAGCGGUCGGCAACAUUUAUCUCUCGACGGGUUGUCUAACUUGGUGUUGCAGUGUGUGUUUGACCCUUUUGCUUUUCAAAGAACGGCAACAAAACAAAGUUGAUGUUAGGACUUUCUGUGAAUGAAAAUGUUAUGGUUAAUGUGAAUGGGACAAGUAAGUAGGCUGAUAAUAACUCAAGUCUUCCCAACUGUUGAACCUGGAUGACUUCAAAACUUAGCAUGCUUCUAUUUUAGUUACUAUCCCGGUAAUAGUUACGAUCAGGUACCUCUCUUUCACCUUGUUGAGUUUCUAUUUCACAUGUUGCACUCACCAUGCAUAUGGCUUACUAAGUCACCAGGUCAGGGCACAACUAGAAAACCUAAUUCAGCUGAUCUAAGCAGAUGUCCAGGUUGGCAGCUCAUAGGCUUGAUAUGACUCAAGGCUUGGUCAUGUUAUUCCUUGAAUGUCAGCAUUCAGGUUCCAGUUAGUAUAGAGUUAAACAAAAUUCCCCUGCACAGAGGCGUGAAUUCAAGCUGAUCUUGUUCAUUUGAAGUGAAUCAGUGCUGACUUUACUAAAGGGUGGAAACAAAGGUUGUAACAUUAAUCUGUGGCUCAAGGAAACUCAGCCCAGCUCACCUCAUUCUUACGAGAAAUACAGUCAUGUUUUUAAAGCAUAAAUUUGGCCUGAAAACUCAACCUCCCUUCCCAAAAAGAAAUGACAGCUCAUCACAUGGGGACAGAUUAACUGUGCUCUAUUUUAGAUGUAUUAACGUCUGACAUCAUAACUUAUGUGAAAUUCUGUGGUUGGGAAUUUCCUAAAGCCUUUUCUUGUUUAUUUAUCCUUAAUCUCUCAGUUGAACUUUGACUGUGAAGUUUGCCAAAAUCUUAGGUUACCAUCAGACACUGUCAGCAUUGUUCACAGAAAUAUUAGCUCUUUGGAAAUGUACUGAGCUCAGCUGUGAUGUGACCGACUUUUCAGAGUUCUUCAUUUCUUCAUCUGUCAUGUGUUUUUAGUGGUUUGGAAACCUGGUGACUGUGCAGUGGUGGAAUGACCUAUGGUUAAAUGAGGGCUUUGCAUCAUAUGUGGAGUACCUUGGAGCUGACUACGCAGAACCCACCUGGAACAUCGUAAGAAUAAUGCAUCUACAUUCAAGUAUUAGUGAGCCCUGUAGAGCAAAAAAGCACUGUUACAUUUCAGAUCCUUAUUUUAGAUAAAUUAAGUCUUUCUAUGACCUUGUGGAGAAUUCCUGUUCUUAUUUUUCUGUCUGUUUGGCUGCAGAAAGACCAGAUCAUCCUGUAUGACGUGCACAGGGUGUUUGCUGUGGAUGCCCUGGCCUCCUCCCAUCCAUUAUCCCGCAAAGAAGAUGAGGUCAAUGACCCUUCACAGAUCAGCGAGAUGUUCAGCAGCAUCUCCUACAACAAGGUCUGACAUGAUUUGACAAUGCAAGAAGGUCCUUUAGAACCAUAAAAUAAAUUUGUAUUCAUAUUCUAACUUAUUGAUAUAUUUCUGAACCACAGUUGGCAAACUCAACCAUGUAAGCAGAUAAUGUGUUAGGGAUAUAAGUUAAACAAAAUAAAAUAGGUCUUCAUACAGGAAUCCAUGUUUUGUGUGUUUGGGGUUAGCAAUAAUUAUCUCCUUCCAUAAAAGACCAAACACCCACCAUUAGAGGAUGGAUGGAGCUGUCUUUCUGGUCAGCAUGUUAUGCAACCAUUAUUAUGGUGAAAUCCAUCAGCUCUCAACAGCUUACUUGUUAUGUUUGCUGGUUAGCUGGAAACAGGCUGGUAUUAAUGCCAAGCUAUUGAGUGGAAAGUUUGACAGCAAGAAGGAAAAAGGAAAAUGGGCUAUUUUGUGAGAGGACUAACUGAGGGAGGAGAGGUAGGUUACUGUUUUUGUCCACAGAAGAUGUUAAAGUGAAAACAAACUGGAAACUCCUCACAGUAGAUUUCAACUGUUUAUUAACAGAGCACCUUUGCAAUACUUUGUUUUACUUUCUUCUCUGGAUAAAAGGCGAAAUCCUGAGCUGUUCUGAGAAGUUCAAGCUAACCAAACCCUGUUGGCUUCUGUGUUUGUUGUUUUCAGGGGGCGGCGGUGCUGAGGAUGCUGUCCGAGUUUCUGACUGAGCCAGUCUUUGCAAGAGGACUCAGUGUGAGUAAAAACUCUUAUAUAAGGCAUUGCAAUUGUGUGCCUGUGUGCCCUUGUAUUGACGGUUCAAAUGGUUGACGGUUCAAAAAAACCUUAUUGCACUGUUAAUCUGACUAUUGUGUGGGAGUAAACCCCAGGAUUACAAAUUAUCUAUCUCCUUACACUUCCGAUUUACACUCUCCUUUGUGCAUUGGUAUCUGCUGUCAGCCCUCACUGACAACACAGGUCCUUUUAAUCUAAUAAUUUCUAAUAGUAGUGAAGUCCGUCACUGGAUUGGUGUGAAAUGAAGUGCAAUACAGAAAAAGCCGAAUGCUAAGAUCUAGAGAAAGGCCGAUUAAUCAGGCUUAUUAAUAGGAUUUUAUAAUAAUCCUCAAAAUCAGCAUCCGCCCUCACAAGGCCAGCAUCACAAAGAUCUUUUGACAACACCUUUUUCUAAUUCCCAAUGUUAUGAAAUCAAACAGUAACUGGCUACCCUUAAGAGUAAAUGAUGAAUUAUGUAUACAGUAAUGCAGUUUGGUAUUGCUUCUGACAGAAAUACCUGCCAUGUACUGAACUAUAUCGCAUAACCCAAUAUUUGAGUCUUUUUACCAAUUCACAAUAAAUUAAUCUACAACACAUCACUUGCCAUUUUAACCUGUACCUGUUACAGCUUUCACACUUCAAUGGCAGUAAAUCAACGUGUUGAUUAAUGGUUUACCAUCUGCUUUCUCUCCCCAGUCUUACCUGAACACAUUCGCCUUCAGUAACACUGUGUACACAGACUUAUGGAACCAUCUGCAGCAGGUUUGUAGAGCCAGUGACUCUUAAAGUCACACAUAUGUUGUGCAUGGUUCCGCUUUCCUUGUGUCUGUGUUCUUUUAAUUCCUGCAUAUCUUUGUUAACAGGCUGUUGAAGACACACCAAGUUUACACAUCCCUCACACUGUCCACGAUAUCAUGAACCGCUGGACUCUUCAGAUGGGCUUCCCAGUGGUCACUGUUGACACCCGGACCGGAAGUAUCACCCAGAAACACUUCCUGCUGGACCCAGACUCUGUGGUGGAGAGGCCCUCUGAGUUUAAGUAGGAAUCAGUUUUACAUCACCUGUAAGUUUAAUAUAGACAGUAAAUAAGGAGACUGAUUUCCUGAUCUGAUAGACAUCACUUGGAUGAGCCUAUUAUUAACACACCAAUCACUACUGACUGGAGCACAAUCAUAGCUGGCUGUUUGUUUGGACUACAGAUCCUUUAGGUUGUACUUGGACACAGUAGUGAUUUAAACCAACAGCUACCCAAGUUUAAAACCACAAUAACCUUUCAGCUCUGUCAUUCAGGGUCUGUUGGCAUCAUAAACAGGUUAUUACCUGUUUGUGUGGCAUUUGAUGCAGAAGAGUUUCAUGCCGACCUUGAAUGAUGUUGUUAUUUGGUAGUAUACAUGCUAAGCCUUGUCAGAAAAGAGUGCAAGACCAUAAUAUCAUUAUACCAUCAUCUCUCAGCAGACUGCGAUAUUUUCACUUUUUUUUUGUUGCUCCCUGGUCACUUUAGUGUAAAAAGAGGACAAUUUUGCCAAAAUGAAUGCAAAAUUACUUUUUAGAUAUCUGCCUAAAGCACCAACGCACAGCAUUGCUGUUUGUUCUGAGAGAAAUUUUCCAUUAUUAUUUUGGGAGGUAGGUGCUAUUCUUGUUUAUUGAUCUUUUUAUUUAUUAUUCAUCUUUCUUUUCUUUUUUUUUCUUGUUUGCCUUGAUCCGUUUCACUUUUUAUUGCUUCAAUUUACUUUGUGUUGCUCAUUUUUGUUGUUGCUGUACAAACUUAAAAAUAAAUCAAAAUUACUCAAAAGAAAAAAACAAUCCAACCAGAUGUGGGCACCUUUCAAAAAAAAUUGAACAGCCAAUAAAACUAUCCAGUGCUAUCCUAGGUGAGACAUUAGUGUAUGCAUCACAUUUUACUAUAUUUUAUACUCGUUAGUUAUUGUAAAUUUCUUAAAGGUUCAAGGGAGAAGACACAGAAUGUGUAAACCAAGUGGGGAUAAUGAGUGUCUGUUAUAAAUUUGAUUUCAGUCAAUCUGACAGUCUACCUUAACACUGAGAUUGCUCCAUUUUUUUUUCUUGUUCAAAUUAGUUUUUCUGUUUCUAUUCAAGUUACUCCUGGUAUGUCCCCAUUAAAUGGAUGAAGACGGGUGUGGAACAACAACAGUACUGGCUCCUUCAAAAGACAGGUAUGGCCUAGCAAACCCACCUGCUCCUCCCUAUAAGAUCCAGUCAACUAAAACUUGAAUUUCUGUAACAUCAAUAUUUUAACAGACACCAACAGUGAGAUGAGAGUGUCAGGGAGUGACUGGGUUCUGUUGAACACCAAUGUUUCUGGGUACUUCAGGGUGAACUAUGAUCUUGACAACUGGGAUCGUCUCCUCUCCCUGCUUAACAACAACCACCAGGUAAGUCACAAGUCACGGCUCUUCAAAAACCUAAGGAGGAUACUGCUUAGGACCGUAGUGUUCAGUCAAAUAAGCAUCAAACCAUCCUGAUGGAUCCUCCUAUGAAAGAGAAAGGACAUAUAAAAUAUGUUUUGAACUGAUUUUUAAAAAAUUUCUGUUCAUUUGCUGCCCUUCUGUUUGUGCACAAUAAGGGUUUCAGUGUUUAUUUUUAUGUUCUGGUUUAGCAAAUAUGAAAAAGUUGGAAAAAAGGUUUUAUCAGUAUUUUCUAGGGUUCUUUUCGCUCCCCAUGGGGCUUUGUUUUCUGUGUAUUUUGUAGUCAUGUUUGCUUAAUUUCUUCCAGGCUUUAUCAGUCGGCAACAGAGCACAGAUUAUAGAUGAUGCGUUCAACCUUGCGAGGUAAGGACAGCACAUACUGAGAGGACACCGUACUUUGUGCACUGUCACAGGUUAAUAAAAAAAUACAAAGGAUCUGUUCUCUUUGUGCAGAGCCAAAAUAAUCAAUACAACACUGGCCCUGAGAACUACCAAAUAUCUGUCCAAAGACAGAGACUUCAUCCCCUGGGAAUCAGCUCUGAGAAACCUCAACUAUUACAUCCUUAUGUUUGACCGCACUGAGGUUUAUGGAGCCAUACAGGUGAGUAUUUAUUUACUGCUCGGUUUAGUGUGGAUAUCCAACACUGUAACUCUCUCUCUGUGUUUAAGUAUGGAAUAGCAUGGAAAAGCUCUGUUUAUUUGGACUUGCCUUUGGUUAUGUCUGCCUAUGUCUUCUUUUGCUUAGCUGUCUUAAUUCGACUUCUGUCACAAUCUCUGUGAUUGGCCUUUUAUUUGUCUCUGGGAAACACUUUGUUUUGUCUGUUUUUAAGAGAUGCAUAAUUUAUUUACUUUUACUGACUGAACUUAUUUUUACCUUGUGACUCUUUUACUCUUCAUUCAGAGUGUAAGAUUAUAAAAGUGCACAUUAAUUCGCAAUAAAACUAUUGCAGCUAUAUUUGGUUUUAAUUUCAGGCAUACCUCAAGAAACAAAUCCAACCACUUUUUGAGCACUUCAAGGAGAUCACAGCAAACUGGACCAAAGAUCCCACAGGACACACUGACCAGUAAGAUCUUUAAUAUCAAAUAUUAAUUUUUCAUGCAAAAAUGAAUUUAAAAAUGUAAAACAGUGUGAUACAACUUCACUUUAAAAUAAACUUUAACAAACUCUAACCAUAUGCGCCCAAAUCAUGGACUGUAUAUACUAUGGACAACUUGAUUCCGCCUUCCGCCAGUAUACGGGUUUUAAGACAAAAAAUUAUUGGUGAUACCGCAAUUUUUCUCCACGUCCUGAAACCAACAUUGCGCAGUAGCGUUGUACACAUUCAGCCGGAAAGUUGCCAAGAGUCGUUGUGAUGACGUUCUGCUCAAACAGCGUAUCCCCUGGGUGAGCUACGCAAUCUUUGUACGCCCGUAGGCUGUAUCAAGCAUCAAUCAUAGAAAACAUGAACCCCCUUAUAACUUUUAAAAAUGGAGCUGUACAGAUAAAAGAGGACUUGAGCACAAACCUGUCGUUCAGUAACUACAUGUUAACAUCGCAAGCAAGGGGGGAGAAAAAUUCAUAUUCUGUGUAACAAAUUUCUGAAGUUUGUCCACAGCUUCAUAGGAAUUGCUGGAGGAGGCCUAUACUGCUUAUACUGCUCAUACUUAUGACCUAUACUGCAGCCCGUCACCAGGGGGUGCUGUUCUUGCGGUGGCUUCACCCAGCGAGGAGGCGUCCAUUCUAUAAACAGUCUAUGGCCCAAAUGUGAAGGCUGUAGAGAGGCCCCCUAUCUCCUGUCCAGUUUCCUUCAAUCCCACCGCUUCCGCCACACUAAUAAGCUACAAAGCCUACCCAAUGACCCAUAACAACCAUUACAAGUCCAACCUUUCAUAAAAAUAGGACUUCAGGUGACAGACAACCUACCGGCAAUUCUAGGUCCGGGCAAUCUCAAGAAAGCCCAACAUUUCCCCCCAGUAUUCUGGGUUAACUCCCCCUCCAUACUAGCUCUUAUAUCCCAUCACAAAAGUAAGAAACGAGGAGAAGAGUCUGUGCAGAGAUGAGAUGUUAUAAAGGGGACAGAGAAGGCAGAGUCAGAGUUAAAAGUCUGUUUGGGAUAGAGCUAACACCUGCUGGGGUAGGCUGUAUGCUCAACCUUGCCCCACAUCCCUGUUUUAUGAAGAAAGAGCAGAAAAGCAAGAGAACAGAGAGAAAAACUUUUGGACAAAUAUGAAAAACAGGACAGGGAAGAUGCAGCCAGAUGAGCCCACCCAAACCAGGUUAGACUGCACACUCUACCUCACCCUCCUCUUCCAGAAGAAAGACAGCACAGAAGGAAAGGAAAAAAGUCUGUACUGAGGUGUUAGUGAAAAGACAGAGGAGGUAGAAUCAUAAUGAGGGCCUGUUUGGGCUGAAGCUCAUCCCCACUGUGAAUAUCAGCCUAUACUCAAGUUAUGUUUUUUUUACUUUGUCACAACAGGGCUUUUUUCCAGCUUCUUAAUGCAUGUCUUAUUCUUCAGGUAUAAUCAGGUCAAUGCUAUUGGAAUAGCCUGCAAAACAAACGUGAAGGGUUGCAGGGAGCUGAUCAAAGGCUGGUUCAGACAGUGGAUGGAAAACCCACAGCACAACCCGUAAGUACAGAAUCAUAUAAGAGGGGUUAUCUUUGUUCAAUAUUUAUCCUUUACAUAAAGGUGGCUGCUAGACUGUUUGUGAAAUCUGCAUUAAUUCACUUUGAAAUACAGAAGUACAGCUGUAUUAACAUGAGCUGUGACUGUGUAGCAGCUUACAUACUGGUUGUCCAUGUUCCAUAUUUACAUCCUAACCUGCUUUAUGUUUAUCCUCACUGUUGACUAGCAUCCAUCCGAAUCUGAAAGGCACAGUUUACUGCCAUGCCAUAGCGAAUGGUGGAGUGGAAGAAUGGGACUUUGCCUGGGCAAUGUUCAAGAACGCCACUCUGGCAUCUGAGGGGGCCAGACUAAGGUCGGCCCUGGCCUGCGCCAAAGCACCUUGGCUCUUGAACAGGUAUGUGUGUGUUCAAUCCAGUUUUGUGGGAACAGCCUUAUUCAUCAAAGGAACUUUGUUUGGGGGGUUGGUUUGCAGGAUUACAGACAAAUACUAUCCACUGUUUUUUUUACGGAACUUGUGGAGAGAUGUUGUCUACUGUGGAUCAACAGAGAACCCACGGCAUUUACUUUAUUUGAUUAUAUCAAAUAGUGGGCAGAGUAGGGAACUGGGAGAGAGAGAGAGAGAGAGGGAAGUGACAUGAGGGGAAGGAGCAAAUAUAUAUGGGGCACGCUUAGACCACUAGGCCAGUGGGGCUCUAAAAUGGUUCCCUUGUCAUGUUCAUUCAUUUCCCUUUUUUUGUUUACUCUGUUUGGAACUGUCUAAAAUUGGCUUGGUAUUCUGUCUGAACUCCUAAAGUUCAAUUUACUUGGGUAUUUUCAGGCAGUAGGCAACUUUAACACAAGGAUAACUUCAACAUUGACUAACGGCAGCUGAUUUCCUCCUAAAACAAACAUUCAAAUAAUAAAACAACUUCUUCAGUGACAUGUUUCUGGUUGAUUCAGGUAUCUGGAGUACACUCUAGACCCAACCAAGAUCCGAAAGCAGGACACCACCUCUACCAUCCAGGCUAUUGCCAGAAAUGUUGUGGGGCUGCCGCUGGCCUGGAACUUUGUCAGAGCGAGAUGGAACUACAUUUUCCAGCAGUAAGAGCUCACCACUUACAGGAGGCAGAAAACAAUAGCAUGAGCAUAAACCACGACAGCUCUCAGACUGCUGAGGAGCUUAUGGAAGAAAUAUGAUUUUCCAAGAACAUAUAGUGCCUUUUUUUAUCUGAAAGCCUGCUAUAAGGUGUUGAUGUAUUGGAGCCUUUUAAAAUGUAUAAUAAAAAACCACAAACCACAAGUUACUGCCACAUCCAACAGCAACACACUUUAUUAGCCUCUUGCUGCAGGCUUUUCUUUUUACAGCAAUAAUGAUUUGGUGUUUGUCACGGCCAGAUCCUUCUCAUUGAGCUGACUUUUUUUUUUUUUUUUAGUUAUGGAAAAGGAUCAUUUUCCUUCGCUGGUCUCAUCAGCGGAAUCACUUGGAGAUUCUCUACGGACUUUGAGUUACAGGAGGUAUUGAGCCCACACAGCCACAACCACAGCCAAAUACACUCUCUAAUUCUCUGAGGGUGAGCAGUUAAAAAGAAAGAAAACAAAUGUUCUCACUUUUUCUGUCUUUGCUUAUUUCUGUCUCUCCAGCUGAAGAAAUUUAAAGAAGACAACAUCCAUGCUGGUUUUGGCUCUGGCACCUUGGCUAUAGAGCAGGCCAUAGAGAAGACUGUAGCCAACAUCAAAUGGGUGAACGAGAACAAGGCCCAUGUGCUGAAAUGGUUUACUGAAGAGUCCACAUGAGGACGCUUGGAUGGUCUGAAUGACACACUGUCUUUUUGCACUGCCAGGGACAUGUAAUGAAUGACAAUCACUAUAAUCAUCAACAACAAAUGAGCGGCCUGUGACAGCUGGUUAGAGUUGUGCAAACACAACUGACGCCAUACAAACAGAAAAAAAGCCACAUCUUUGUGACAGUCCAUGGGCAGGAGCACAUGGACAAAUUCAUACCAGUGAUGUACAGCUAAAGACAUAACUCAAGCUUUUACCUCUAGACACUUUCCUGCAACUGGAAUAAUGAAGUAAAUGGAAAAAUCUUUGUUUUAUGGCCUUCAAAGUUAUCUGAAUUGUAAAUUCAUCGGGAGGCCAAAUCAAGCGGGAUAGCUGCCCAUUUUCCCAAAGUUAACCACUAGCUAAUAUGAGCCAAAAGUUCACACCCACAUCUUGUCAAGUCUUGUUUUAUUACACAAUUUGAAGCCCUGUGAAAAAGUUUUGACUCAUAUCCACUGUCACUGAGCUUGUCAGUUAAACUGUCUGUAUUAGUCUGAAGUACCAGUCGUCAAAUCUUGACUUUGACAAAUACAAAAGUGCUGCCCAAUUCAUUAGCAGAGUGCAUGUGGUCACGCCCACACUUUGGUCACAUUUUGCCAUGUGAGAAGAACAUUUGUCUGCAGUGUGUAAGUGUGUAUUGAGUGGCCAAAGUGGACAGGGAUUUCUAAAAGCAGUUGUAACACACUUGACAGUGACAGUGCAUCAACACUAAAACUGAUAUUAUUUUGUCAGAUGUUAUAUUGAUGCUGUAAUUUAAUCUCUCAUCUGUACUUCAGAUUUUCCAAAUUUUAGUAUGCUUAUUUUAAAUAAUAAGGAUAAUAUAACUUAUCAGGAUCCAUCAGAUACUGUGAUCUUUGCAUCCAUGAAAAGGCUGUUCUUUUAUACCCAUAAGCUGAUUGUAGUGUGUGGUUCAUAGUCACUUUAUAAAAAUAAAUUGUAACUUUUGUAAUUGCUGUGGACCUGCAGACACAUUAAUGUUAUCUAUGUAAUUUAAAUGUCUUCCUUGCAUUGAAGUUUCUUUGGUUGCAUCCUGUGGCAAUCUUACGGCUCCUAAUAAUAACUUAUGAACAAACGUCACAAGGAUUAUGCACUGAGGAAUAUAUACUUGGGCUAACACCACACAAUAGAGGUCUUACUAAAAGUCCAGAUAAAGUGCAAACCAAACAAGCUGCACUGCUGAUCGUAAGAGUAAUGGGACACAUUUGCAAAAAGACACUGAGCACAUGAACACACAGGCAAGUACCCAAGUGGAUAUAAAAACUAACUCACAGUAGCAGUUUUCAGGCAUUAAAAAAAUCACACCAGGGAGCUAUUGGUCUUAUUUGGUUUUGUAACUCAUACAGUGGCAUAAAUCGUAAUUUCAAUCUGUUUCAUAACCAGUUUAGGUAUAAAUCACUUCUCAGCUGAUACCUGGGAACUUUUUUGUAGUUGUCUGACUGUUAAUUAAUGUGUUAAAGUUACUUUCAUCUACGUGGGAAAAUGCCCAAUUCCCUCUGGGGUUUUAUUCCCCAUCGGCCUUAUGGGAGUGUUUCCAGAUAAUACAGCCUGUCAGACAGCAGUGGGAUUUUAAGGCAGCGUUUGAGCUUCUCACUUUCAGUUUGAUGAUGGACUACACAGCUUCCCCCUGAAUAUGGUGAAGAGUACAUGAAGUUGGGUCAUGGGAAAUAAGAGAUUUGCAUCCAAAGUCAAAUAAGUAAAAAGUGGGCAGACAUACAUUUACUCUAUUUACUUUCAUAUGAUUAAGAGUUAUUUUAGUUGUUUUCAGGGGUUUUUAACUUGAAUGUUGAUUUAAAUACGUAAUGCCAGCUCAUAAUGAAUGUUAUCUCAAGGUGCUUGACUGGCAGUAGGAUUUUUCAAUUAUCUUGAAGACCAAACAUGAAGAUAAGAUCAAAUCCCAUCUGAUUUUAUCUUAAUCUACAGUGAGCAAACAAGUAACAGCGCAUGUAGAAACUUCCUUUAACAGGUAUAAACUCUGAGCACAUCUAGAUUCAUGUGAACAGCUGUCUGUAUUCAGCUCAAAAACAGAGAUAGAAGAUGAAGAACAACAGAUAGAGCAAGACAAACAACCUCUCAUACUGAUGUAGGUGCCAGUAAUGAAGGUAAAAGUAUUUGAACUUUUACCCACAGAAAAAGAAAAUUAAUGUUAGUAGAUCAAUUAUAUUUUUUUUCUAGCAGUGAAAUAAAAAAAGGGGUAUGAAUUAAAUAAGAGUCCAGCAGUUAUAAAGUUAACAGCUGCUGGAGUCAGGUGGGUCCACAGCAGCAGGACGUAUACCGCAGUGAUCCAGAGGAAACCACCACCACAAGUGAGUUUAGAAGCUCCCAGGAAGAUCUGCUGUUACUAACUUUUACGAACUGUGAAGAAUCAGAAUCAGUGUUGUGCGAAUUAUGUGGUAUGAGCGCAUACAAAUCUUAAGGAAAAAAAACAACAACUAAAAUGAAAUGCUGUCAUGGGAAAAUGGAAUGAAUUAAAUAUAGAUCCAUAUCCACUGAGGAUCUCUGUAGCAGCUGGGCAGUAUUGUGAAAUUAUGUACAUUUAUAGCGUAUCCCUUUGUAUAGAAAACCCUGUCAUUAUGGGAGCCAAAAGACUGUUUUGCAUUACAUAUUUUGUGGUUGUCAGAAAACCAUUCAUGUUUUUUCUAUCUUUUAAUAUGACACAUACAUGUUGAUGCCUCCCAUUAUGUGUGAAAUGCAUUUGUACUAUGAAUGUCAGGCUUUAGGCCAGUUGCAGUGGAGCAGAGCAGCUUCUGUGUUCAUUGAUUUUUUAUCCUACAACUGACUGUCACCUCACAGGAUGUAGCCACUGACUUUAUAUACAAAAAUAAUCAUAACCUUGGAAAGUUUUAACAGUAAGUUUACAGCUCAGAUGCCUGAAGGCUGCACUGUCAGAUGGCCAGGAGGAAGCAGCUCCAUGGGGAAAAAAAGCCAUAUACUGUAUGACACAUGGACAUCUUCUCUGUGACUGUCACUGCUGACUUCUGAAAACAUGUUUUCAAGGCCAACCACGAUGGCUGACACCCUGUUUUAAGUAACUCACCUGACUUUUGACCAAACUGUACAGGCAUUUCAUGGCAAACAGCAACAACACUUCUUUUAUCUGUUCCCCUGAUUCACAUGUGACUCUUAACCCUGAUGAAAUAAAAACAUAUGUGCAUAAAACAGAAAAUAUCCUCCCCUGAACAGUAUCAUUCUGCUGUAAAAUUUGACAUUUUAAUAUUAAACCCAAUGGGAACUCUAACUUUUGUAGCUAGCCUGUGGACACAUGAGGAACUACAGUUUUUGUACUUCCCCAUUGGCUUUAUUUUCAACACUGUAGGUUGCUGCUUGUUGCUCAGCUGAUUCAUUGUGCCAAAUGGAUAAAUUACUGAUGAGUUUUUGGUUUCGAUUAUUCGCUGUUGUCUAAUAGCAAACGUUUAAGACAUAUGAAUUUGUUAGUUUUGUUAAUUUUUUAUAUUUGGUUUCUCACUCUCCAUUCUUGUGUAAGUUGCAGGUUCAUCUGAAACUUUUAAAAGAUGAGAUUUCAAGAUCAGUGUGAAGACGUAGCUGGAUGAUUUAAACACAUUUAGACCAUCUUUGUCCAUCUGGUUGGACAAAUUUGCUCUCCAGUGGCGGCAGAGAUAGAUUUUAUACAUACUGGUUAGGUCAGAAACUGUUAUUGAUUACAUUUACAUGGACUAAUGGGUCUUGUUUUUGUUUGAUUGUUUUUUAUCUCUUGUUUUGUAUUUAUGCGUAUAAAAACCUUAUCCCAAUAUCAGAAAUAGAAAUGAUUAUUUAUCCCAGUUUUUAGGAACCCAGUUUUGCCACCAGCAGACCUCCAAAAGAAAACAGUGAUACUGUGACAAACACACCCUACCCUGGUUUCUGACAGCUGCCAAAAACCUGCACAGGCACAGCCCCUGCGUGAUAUCAGUGAACAAACAGCCGCAACAACAAGGUCGUUUUGUUCUGGAUCAACAAGGAAACUGAGUUUUUUUUUUAAUCGGGGAGGUUUUACAUAACCUGAAGUUUAAACAAGAGGAGGCAUCAAAUUGCUGACUUGCUCAAGACUGUGGUGAAGAGGCUGCAGGACGACUGUUUCCUAACUGGAGAAAGUCAGGUCCCACUGGAAAAUACUGAGAUGGCUCUGAUUCAGCAGCUUUCAAAGUUUAUAAAACCAUGAAUGUAAGGCCAUGAAUACCCAGGUUUCUCUGUGUGCAUGCAAACACUUUAUUCUGAAUAUGAACGAAACCAGAACAAGGCUCACAACUGGGGAACAGAGAAACUCAUUGUCUGCCCAUCAACGUAAAAACCAAAAAUUACUGUUACUGAAACACAUUUAAACAACAAUCUACUCUCAGUGUACUGUGGUAGAAAACUAAGAUAGCCUGAGACGAGAUACUUUUCUUGUUUCAGCCUGUUUGAUAAAGUUCAAGACGAAAACACAAGAUAAUAAAAACUUUUACGGACUGUUUAUCUCCUGGGAGUGGUGCAGAGCUAAUGAGGAUAUCAGGCUGCUGUUGUUUCUUUGCAUUUGAUGAAAUACAAAAAAUUAACAAUAACAGUCAUUGUUCCAUACAGAUGACAAUUUAAUUCUAGUUAAAUAUAUAGUGGUAAUAUUUAAUACUAGUAAUAUAUAGUUAUCUCAGUCAGAAGCAUGUUUGAGAUGAAUUCUGAGUCAAUUCAUGAAAUAAGAAAAUGCACUGGGAUAUUAUACAGAUUUCAGAACAUGACAUUUUCAUAUCAAAGGCAAUAUUAAGCUUAACUAUUUUACAACAUAACAUAUUAUAUGUAUUUGACUCUUGUGAAGAGCUGAAGAGGACAGAGAGGAAGACAGGGGCUGUGUCUGAAAUGGGUCCCUAACCCCUAUAUAGGUGACUAUACCGGGGUUAGCGCCAUUUUGAGGGGUGUCCAAAACCUAAGUAAUCAAUUCCAAUGCCCUAUAUAGGCGACUCAAAAUUUCCCAUAUGGCAUUGCAAAAUGUAGUGACUAUCCGAUGGCCACUUGCCGGUGGUGGGCAUCCCGUCAUGCAUUCUGUCUCCAGUGGCAAUUCAAAGAUGCCUCAUGACGAGAGCAAGAAGAGACAGAACCCGAGCUCUAUUUGCCAUUUUCAGUGUAAGUUUUUUAUCUCCACUACACUUGCAAGUGAUCUGCACAUUUUUUGCUAAACAAUUGUUUGCUGCGUCAUGUAGUCUCGUGCACAAUAUGACGCAGCAAACAAUAUUCAGCACUAAAAUAUAAGGCCUUCUAAAUAAAUUAUUAAUUCAUUGUUUUUUUUCUAUUUUAUGUUAUUAUUUCACAAACAUCCUGGAAAAACAAAUACAUCUAUACAACAUCAUAAAAUUCAAGUGAUGUGAAAACAACAGCCGCAACUUCAGACGCGGCAGUCUGAGCAGUGACAUCACAACGGUGCACCAUGUAGUGUUCGAAACCUCCGGUGAUUGAGCUCACAACAUAGUCAGCUAUAUAGUGAAACCCCAUAUGGAGGUUAGGGGUUAGGGAUUGAAUGAUUCAUUUCGGACACAGCCAGGGGCUAUACACACACACUAGGAAACGAGCAACAGGUGAGGCUAACGAGACACAGGUGAAACUCAUGGGUGAUUAACGAAGGAGGGAAAACUGAGGAAGUAAAACCAGACUAGAAACACAGGGAAUAAACUACUACAGAAUAAAACAGGAAACACUGAAA
This is a messenger RNA of Xyrichtys novacula (pearly razorfish), 26366 nucleotides long. NCBI's taxonomy places the organism in Eukaryota, Metazoa, Chordata, Actinopteri, Labriformes, Labridae. The record is from the annotation of a GenBank genome assembly.